Molecule: messenger RNA, 285 nt
Organism: Angiostrongylus costaricensis
Lineage: Eukaryota; Metazoa; Nematoda; Chromadorea; Rhabditida; Metastrongylidae
Source: the annotation of a GenBank genome assembly
AUGCGACGUCAUUGGGCAGGGCGAGAUGAGGAGACACCCGCAUUCAACGCCGUGUAUAUCAGCGGAGAAGAACCGUUGCUCUUCCUUGGAAUAUGCGACAGUAGAGGAGUCGACAGUGUUGGCGUUCCCGUCAAUACGAGUUUGGCUAUGAAUAUCGGUCCAGUCGAACAACGAACAACCCAAAAGGGACGUUUACGGUUGAAGAGAUGUGCAUCAAUACCAGCUUUGACAAUCUUCAUCGUUUACGCGCCAACAUUAAGCUAUGACGAAGACAAGACGAAGUAA